UUGCAUUGCCCGGAGGAAAGGCAGAGGAGGGUGAUGCUGAUGAUGCAGCAACAUCAUUAAGGGAGGCAAAGGAGGAGAUUGGGCUUGAUCCAGCCUUGGUCACUGUCGUUUCCUCGCUUGAGCACUUCUUGCCCAAGUUGUUUCGUCGCUGCGAGGGUCUGGUGUUCGACGACCUCCCCGUGCGUUCAACGAGCUCUGCCCCGGCGUUCGUGGCUAGGCAAGAUGAGUGAUCGUGCGUGGAUGUACACCGGUCACACUAGUCAGAAAGACAUGACCCAUGAAUGGAUAACAAAAACCAAGGGGUUUGUGAGAGUCGCAUUUGCAAAUGGACAGAGACAAUCCUGGUGCCCCUGUGUCGAGUGCGACAACUAUCAUAAGAGGUCAGAGUUUGAAAUGAUCAAACACCUGCAGAAGUGGGGUUUUACGCCUAAUUAUACGGUCUGGACAUUUCAUGGUGAGUCUGCCCAACGUGCCAGAGCUGAGUGGGCCGUCGUCGCACCGACGAGCAUGGUAUCGGGAUGGAAGACAUGGUGGAAGACUUUGAUGAUGCUCGGGAUUCGGAUGAUGAGAUGGAGGAAUCUGCAAAGGCCUUCAAUGAUAUGUUGGAGUCUUCAAAACGUCCUCUCCACGAGCACACUGAGCUUCGUCAGCUGGAUGCCAUCGCACAAGUAAUGGCUCUAAAGGCUCAAUUCAACUUGGGCAGAGAAUGCUACGACGCGAUGAUGACACUAUUUGGACGCUUUCUACCCAAAGGCCAUGUAAUGCCUGCAAACCUGUACCAGUCGGACAAAAUCCUCCGUGUACUUAAGAUGCCCUAUGAGAAGAUAGAUGCCUGUGAGAAAGGAUGUGCCUUAUUUAUACUUGAGUAUGUGGACUUGAAGUAUUGUCCCGUUUGCCAGUCUUCCAGGUAUGUUGUGGUAGACAACGGUAUGGGUGAGAAGAGUCAGAUAAAAAUCCCAGUUAAUGUUCUUCGGUAUAUGCCAAUCAUACCAAGACUUCAACGUCUUUUCAUGGUCGAAGAGAUGGCUAGACAGAUGACAUGGCACAAAUUGGACAAAAGAACCGAACUGGAUGCAGAUGGGGAGCCGAUGUUGGUACACACAUCAGACGGUUUUGCGUGGAAGCGCUUCGAUGCAAUACAUCAUGCGAAAGCGGAAGAUCCAAGGCAUCCUCGAAUCGCCGUAAGCACGGAUGGGUUCAACGUGUUUGGUAUGAUGGCAGCCCAAUACAGCUGUUGGCCUGUAUUUGUCAUUCCACUCAAUCUCCCUCCCGGACAGAUUAUGCAAAGAAAGAACAUUUUCCUAACGUUGAUAAUUCCGAGGCCCAACUAUCUGGGGAAGAGUAUGAAUGUGUACAUGCAGCCACUUAAGGAUGAAUUGCAAGAAGCUUGGGAUAAUGGGAUCAAGACAUACGACGCCGCUACAAAAAAAACUUCCUAAUGCGUGUGUGGUACAUGUACUCGAUGCAUGACUUGCCGGCGUAUGCGCUAUUCGUUGGUUGGUGUGUGCAUGGUAGGUUCGCGUGCCCCACAUGCAAGGCAGCUCUUGAGUUUCGUUGGUUGCAGGCGGGUGGCAAGUUUUCUUGCUUCGACAUGCAUAGACAGUUCCUGGAUCCUCGUCAUAAGUUCAGAAAAGACAAGAAGAACUUCAUCAAAGGUAGAGUUGUCAAAAACUCUGCACCACCUGCGUUGACAGGCCAACAGAC
Messenger RNA from Aegilops tauschii subsp. strangulata, 1704 nucleotides. The record is from RefSeq and is a predicted model, not a curated record. Lineage: Eukaryota; Viridiplantae; Streptophyta; Magnoliopsida; Poales; Poaceae.